ACCGCAACAGAGGAACUCUGCGUACCUCAUCGUGCAAGCGUAAUUGCGCCGCACCUCCCUCUCCCAUCGCCAGUUGUUGCCAAAAGCCUGUACACUUCAUCCGCACGCGCUCCCUCACCGCCUCACCGUCGCCCUUCUUGUCCCCCCUACCUCCCAGAAGCACAGAUGAAGAACCGUAUCCGUGCGUUGCUUCUGGGGUUCGUGCUCUGCUUCAGUGAAGCUUUUGUUCCAACAACUCCGCUGGCAACAACAUGUUCGCACCCGGCAACGAGAGCGACCAUGAGCAUGAAACAAGGGACUCCACUACGAUCGAGGAUUGAGCGCGCCGCCGUUGCUGCUGCGGUGGCCACCUCGGUGGCCAUCCUUAGCACCGCGUCUGUGCCGGCAGCAUUUGCCGAAGAGCUUCCGCCUGGCACCAACCCGUUCACGUCCAUCUGCAUGGGCUUCGGUUGCGGGGAGUUCCAGGGACUGGACUACCCAGGCGCGCCGGCCCCCACCGAUGAAGACUCAAUUACCUUCAAGAGCUUCCUCCAGUCUCUAGACAAGGGGCUCGACACCAAGGUCGACUUUCUCGCCGGCGGCGACAAAGCCUACGCCUUUGUGAAACCCGAUGCGGCGGGGGAGGCCACGCGCAUUCGUGUCGGGGAGGGCUACCCGAACGAGCAGGGGAACAGCUGGAGCUCGCCGCUGUGGGUUGUCCGCGCUUUGAACGACCGCAACGUACCUUACCACUUCGAGUACAACCUCGGCAAGGGCCGCGCUACGCAGACCGUAGCCAAGUGAGGGAGACGAACGACGUAAUCAGCCAUGAUAUUUUAUGCGCUGUCCUCCGUCUAUUUAGUGGCUAUGCGAAGAGUUGGCGCCCUCGCGCUUCCGCAACCAUGAUGUUCCCGAUGUCACAAUGCGGCGCUCUUUCGCUCUGUGUCAGGAGGGGGUCGGUGGAUAGACGGAGGGGGGUAGCGAUCAAAGGGGCCGAGCAGUGUUUGCUCGCUCCGUUUCCGAUAGCCUCUGGUUGAAGACGGCUAAAUUUUGGGGUUAGACCUUGUUGGAGUUCUGGGAUUACCCAUUUUUCGUGCUAUGGUACGAGGUAGAGAGUGUCUUAAGCAUGUAUCGGUCGCCUGAGCCGACUGCCCGAUAGAAGACGCCCGUAUGGCCAGGGGCGACAACAAUCCAAAAGGGAGUUGUUAUUGUUUCCUGGUCCUAGAAGUGGCGGCAGUGACUAGUCCCCCCCCCUUCGUUGUCCGCGGUUGAUCGGUUCGUUGUGCGUGCGGACAGCGUAGUGUUGAGGGUUCUACAGCCUUGUCCACUGCGUGGUUGCGUUUGUCGGCAGCAGAGAUGUGUGUAGAGUGCGGCAGUGGAUGUCCAGCCUAGUUAUUUUUUUCUUGAUGUCAGCAGCGAAAGAGUGGAGUGCCGAUUUCUGUAUAUAUGGUGCGGGUAGGUCCACCGUGUGGGAGAAACUGAUUAAAGGCGUAUCGAGAGAUUGCGAGGGCAGAGUUACAGGGAGAGAGAACGGUGAAUGCAUACGAAGCCACACCGAGGUAAAACAAAAGGUGGAACCUCAGGCGGAGGGAGCGUGCGUAUGAAAUGGAGUACGGAAGAGGUGCAAGCGCAUAGUAGAGACUGCAGUGGUUUUGCAGGCGCAUCUUUUUCUUUCGACGAAAUUUGUACUAGCGGUAAAUGCGUGGGAUGUUAACUAAACAAGUGUAGGUUGAUCGCCCGUCGCUCUUUCCGGUCACCGCUAGCGGACUUUUGGGACCAAUAUGAAAAUGAACAACGGAGAGUGCUAUGUACGUACCUUGAAUGUGUGUCAAGUCGCCAAAAAUUGUUUCUGCGUGAUGUCAUUGAGGUUUAUGUUCUCUCUAGCUUGCUCGUAGUCACUGGCUUUUGCCUGUUGGGCCGUUCCGUACUCUGCACGUCGAUGGUGGAGGGCGCGCGCAGGCCGCGCCGCAUCUGUUUACAGAAGCGUUCUUCGAAGCACUCCUCACAUCGAAAGGCUCAGAGGCUCUCGCAGUGAAAAUACGAGCGCGAAAGCACAAAAACUCGGGAAAGUGUACAACAAUUGAAAACGCAAGGCCUUCUGUACCUCCUAACUUUAUGAACCAGUCCUAUUUUUCUGUGGCGGCAUCUUCCUAAUCUCUGAAUCCAGAGUCUGUUUUUGACCGCUAGGAAGCCGAUGCCAUUGGGUAUGAAGUCCAACGGCUCUCAGAGCAACCUUGCCAUUCUUGGUGUGUGUUCUAGUCAAUCUUGUACUUUUCCGCCGUGGAGUCGUAGUCCCUGAAUCCAACGACUCUCUGGACCUCCUCGAAGCCUUCCAGGAGGUCAUCCAACGGUUCUCCCGCCUUGAGCCUCUCGAGAGUCGAGUUCAUGGCCUUGAUGCUCGCGCUCAGCAGGCUCAGAGGGUAGGCCGCGAUCGCGUACCCCAUCUCCUCGAGCUCGACGGGCGGUAAUAUUGGGGUCUUCCCAAACUGCGCAUGUUGGCGAGCUUGGGACCGUCGACCUCUUGGCAGUACCGCCGCAUCUCCUCCUCGCUCUGAGGGGCCUCCAAGAACGUGAUGUCCGCGCCAAUCUUCCUGA
Ectocarpus sp. CCAP 1310/34 is the source of this 2574-nucleotide messenger RNA. Lineage: Eukaryota; Phaeophyceae; Ectocarpales; Ectocarpaceae. The record is from the annotation of a GenBank genome assembly.